AUGGAUUUUGAGGCAGCAAUUGAGCAUACUAAAACCCUAGGUGAUGAACCAAUUGAAAACGAAGAUAUUUUAUUUAGACAUUCGCAUUUCUUAAAAUCAAGUAAUGAUAUAUCGUUAAUUGAAUGUAAAUCUGAUAUGGCUAGUUGUUCUAAAAAUAAAAUUAAUAACUCCUCACAAAAAAAAAUACUUUCAAUAAAUUAUGAACCAGCUAGCCAAACGCCAGAAUAUUUUGAAAUAAAAAAAAAAAUAAGUAAAAAAAAAAAUAGCGAUGAUAAUAGCGAAAACAAUGACGAAAUGAGUGUGUGCAAAUCAGAUCGGGGCUACGAAAAUGAACUUUCUUACAUAAUAAUAGAAGAUAACAAUUAUUCAAAGGAAAAUUUUAACAAUAAAAAAAAUGAAGAAUAUCCCAAUUUUGAAGAAUUAAAAAAUGUACUAGAAAUAAAUGAUGACAAUAUAUCAAAUCAAAGCAUACAACUUUCGGAUAAUAGACCUAAAAAUAAAUUAAAAGAAAAAGAAAAAGAAAAUUAUUUUAUAUCAAAUGAAAAGAAAAGUUUACCAUUUCAUAAUGUAGAAGAUUCGAGCUGUAAUAGCAGUCAAAGUAGUAACCAAAAUUAUAGAUAUGAUAAUAAUUGUUCAUGCAAAAAUGAAUUAAAUUAUGAAUAUGAUAGAGAAAGUUCCUUAGCACAUAAAGAGUCUUCAUUAUUUAAAAAAGGACAAAAUUCAGACAACACUGAUAAAAAACCAUCUACUAUAAUAUAUAAUUUAAGUGAGUCUUUAAAUGCUAGUAUACAUAUGAAUAAUUCAGAAAAUAAUAUUAUAUCGGAAUAUAUAUGUGAAAAAAGUGAUGAAGAAGUAGAGAAAUCACUAAAAUUUAAUUAUAAUAAAAAUUGCAAUCAUAAUAUUUUGAGUCAUGGUAGUGUGUCAACAAAUAAGAAGGACGAAAUUGAAAAAGAGAUUCUUCCAUUACUGAAAGGAGGGACAGAAAAAAUAAAAGACCACGAUGAGGUAAAUUUAUUUAAUCAAAAAAAUGGGGACUUAUACAAAUAUGAUGAAAUAAAUGAGGCUAGUCAUAGUAGCUUCCAUGAAAAUUCCGAGAAAAAUGUGGAGAAAAAUAAAAAAAAGUAUAGUGAAAAUUUAGUCUUAUUUAAUAAAAUUUUAAAAUACAAAGAUCAGCUAAUUGAUGUUUAUAGUAACAUAUCAAUGGAAAGUGAAAGUAUGAACAUGCAAGGAGAAAAAAAUAGCUAUUUAAUAAAAGGAAUAGAUCAAAUAUCUGAAAGCAGUAUGAGCAAUAGCAGUAAUGAUAGUUAUAGAAAGGAAAACAAUCCUGCUACAAGCAAUGUUGAUAAAAAGGAAAUUAGUACAAAUUUUAAAAUUGAUGAAAAAAAAAAUAGAAAAAAUUUAUGGAAUAAGAAUGUGAUGACGAAAGAAAGACAUAUCUCUAAAAAUAGUAAUUUAGAAAUGAUUGCUGAAUUUAAUAAAUAUGAACCAGGGUUGUUAAGGAGUAAUGAAGAUUUAUCUUUAGAUCAUGAUAUUUUAUUAAAUUCUUCGAAUAAAAAUGGAAGUCAUAAAAUCAAAUAUUUUGACUAUAUUCCUAAUAAAGAAAUAGAAAUAAGUAGUGAAAAUAUUUUAGAUAUUAGUCAAGAGGAAGAAAAAGAUAUAAAAAUGAAAAUAAUUAUAAAUAUAAAAAAUAUAUAUUUUACAAAAUAUAAGCAUAUUAAAUGUGUUGUAACAAAUAAUUCAGGAGUUAUCAUAAAUUCAUUUAAUUUUUACAAAAAGCAAAUCAAAUUAGAUCAAGAAAAUUGUUUUAUAAAAAUAUGUAAUAAAAAUAAAUUAAAUAACAAUUUAUUAAAACCAGAGGAUAUACAUAUCUUAUUGGAAGAGUUGCAAAAUAUGGUGUCUACAAAUAUAAGUUUGGAACUUUUAUUUGAUGCAAAAUUAUCCGAUGGAAAUCCAAUUAUAUCCGAAUCAGCUUUUUAUAGGCUGAGCUUUUAUGGAAUUGAUAAAAUUGACUCGGGAAAAAAAACUACAACACAAUGUAAGGAUGGAUCAAAUGAACAAAGUGGGCAAAAUGAAAAAUUUGAAAAAAGUUUGUAUAUAGGAUUUACCAUUUUACAUCUUAAGUAUAUAUUUCAAAUUCAAGAUGAAGGGUUUCUUCAUUUAAAUAUAUCUGAAAAGAAAACGGAUGAACUAUCUCAAAGUAUUGAUGAAAAAUAUGAGGAAGAUUCAUGUUCUUUAAAUUGUAAAAUAAAUAACAAAACUCAUUCUAGUAAUUUAACUUAUGUAGAACGAAUAGGUUUUAUUUUUAAAACUUUAUUUAAUCAUAGUUUAGAUAUUACUAGUCCUAAAAUAUUUAUAAAAUAUAAAUUUGAAAAAUUAAAAGAUGAAUAUUAUAGAGACAUAAUAAAUGAUCAACAUAAAGAUUUAAAAAAAAAUGAAUUUAAUAAAAUGUGUAAAAAAAAUACAGAAGAAAAUUUUGAAAAUGAUCAAAGUCCACAAAAUAAUAGAUCAAAUAAAAAAAAUGAAAUACAUAAUAUGAAUUAUGGAUUUAAAAAAAUAUUUCAAAUUUUAGAAAAAAAUAAAAAUAAUCCAACUUGUAAAUAUACUAAAAAAAGUAUCGAAGAAUUAUUAAAAUUAUAUUAUCAAAUAUGUUUGAGAAAGUCACACAACCAUUCUAGUAAUCCAUUAUUUUCUGACACUCAUGAUAGUGAACAUGAGGAAAUAAGUUUGUCUAAAAUUUGUAAUUCUAUUCCGUUUGAUAGUAACUCACGUUAUGUAAAAGAAAAAAACAGAAUAUCAAAAAGUGGGGGACCAAGCAUGUGUAAAGAAGAUAACUAUUUGAUGAAGAGCAAAAUAGAAAAAGUAAACAUAUUCGAAAAAACAGACAGCUUAGAGGAUAUAAAAAAAACGUGCCUAAGCUUGUAUAAAAAGGAUAAAGAAAAUAUAAAAAUAAUACAAAACUUAAAAAAUAUAAUUCUUAAAUAUACGGAUGGAAUAAAUAAUUAUUUUGACAUGAUCGAAUUUUCUAAAGGUAAUAAUAAAAUGUAUAAUAUAUAUGAAGAAAAUAAAAAAUUAAAAAAAUAUAUAAAAGAAUCAAACAGCUUUUUUGUUGAAAAUAUUGUUCAUACUCAUAAUGAAAUAUCUAAAUUAAAGCAUAGCAAUAAGACAAUAAAUAUUCUAUAUAACAAGGAAAAAACAAACAAUAAUUUGUUUGCAAAUUUAAAUGAAAAAGGUUCAUUCUUGAGAAGUACCACAAAAAGUAGCAAUAAAGUGAUAAGCAAAGAUUGUGGAAAAAGUGAAAAUUGUAAAGGAGGAGAUGAAAACUGUGACAGUCACUCUAGGUGUAGUAAAAUGGCUUUAUUUAAUUUGCCAAUACAAAAAGGGAAAAGUUCAAAUUGCUAUUUUGAAGGUAAUAAUAAGAGAGAUCAAUAUUGUAGAAGCACAAUAAGUUGUUGUAAUAGUUUUGAAAAAUGUUAUUUUCAUAAUUUUUCAAAGUCUGAACAAAAUAAAUUAUUAUAUAAUUCAAAAAAAGGUAAUAUAAAUGAUCAAACUGAUAAAGAUCUCAGUAGACGAAUACAAAUUGAACUAACUCAGAGUCAUGACAUUGUCGAUAAACUCAAUUUGGCUAGCACUAAAAAAUGUGCUAUAAUUGACAAAGAUGAUAUAAAAAAUAAAAACAAAACAAUCAUUGACUCAAAACAGGUUCGUAAUAUCAUCGAAGAGAAUAGUAAUGAAUCAAAAUCUGAUCAAAUAGAGAGUCAACAAGUAGAAAGUAAAACUAAUUUGAAUGAAAAUAAUAUGAUAUCCCAUAAUUCUAUAUCUCGUAACAAGUUAUGCAUGUUGAAAAUGACAAAAAAAAAUGAAGUGAUAUCAUCUAGCAAUUUAACUAAUAAAUAUAGUUCUACUGAAUCGGUAAAGAAGUUAGGAAGCCGAGAAAUAAUUAACAAAAAAAAUAAUUUUUUUUUAUCAAAAAAUAUUAGUAAUACUAAAAAUAAAUCUUUUGUAAAUACCUCAAAUAAUAUAGAUACAGAGAAAAAAGAAAAUUCUUAUUGUCCUAACAAUAAAGCUAAAAAUAGUCAUCUUCAUUCUGAACAAAUAAAAAAAAUAAUAACAUCAACUAUUUCAAAUAAAAAAAAAAAUGAAAUAAAUCGUAAUAUUCUUUCAAAAAUAAAAAAUAAUUAUGAUACUAGUGAAGUUUUAAAGAAGGAGUACUUUCAAAAUAGUACCACACGCCAGACUUCUAAAAGGGGUAGCUUAUUGGGUUUGAGCAAAAACAAUAGUAGUAGCAAAACAGGAAUAAAGACUCCUCAUUUAAAAGGAAUGUGUAUCGAAAAGGAAAUUAAGAACUUCUCAAACAUGAAGAAUGAAAAAAUAAUGAACAUUAAUAAAGUUAAAGCAACGAGAGAAAGUGAAAGUUGUAAUGGAGAAAAAGAAAUAAAUGUUUUACAAAAUGAAGAUAUAAAUAAUGUUAAUUAUAAAAAAAAAUAUAUAGAAAAUUUAAUCUCAUCUUAUAAUAAUUAUAUGCCAAAUGAUAUGAAAAAAAAUAAAAUAAUAAAUUCAAAUUAUUCCAAUAAUAAAAAAAUAAACCUUAUGUCUGAACUCCAAUCAAGAGGAAAACACCCAUGCCCUGACAUAAAGGCUAUCAUGAAAAUAAUCGAUUCAAACCUGACAACACAAACUGAAAAAAAUAAUAAAAGAAACGACUCAGUACAUAACAAUUUAAGUAGUAACAUACCUAUCAAUAAAGAAAACCAUUUAAAUGAUGUACAAUAUAAUAAUUCUUUAAAUUCACGUAAAAUAAAAAAUUUAUCAAACUGUAAUUUUGUUCAUGUAUCAAAAAAUCCAGACAAUAUAAAUAAAGAAAUAUAUAUUUUAGAUACUAUAAAUAAAAACCUUGAUAAUUCAUUUUAUCAGUUAGACAAAAUAAAAAAAAAAGUUCAGGAAAAUUGCCUAACAUGA
Messenger RNA from Plasmodium vinckei vinckei, 4956 nucleotides. Its product is annotated as conserved Plasmodium protein, unknown function. The record is from RefSeq and is a predicted model, not a curated record. NCBI's taxonomy places the organism in Eukaryota, Apicomplexa, Aconoidasida, Haemosporida, Plasmodiidae. The transcript is spliced from 2 exons. Bases 1 to 4956 code for a protein of 1651 amino acids.